Messenger RNA from Dunckerocampus dactyliophorus (ringed pipefish), 4891 nucleotides. It is a transcript of the gene plekha8, whose product is annotated as pleckstrin homology domain containing, family A (phosphoinositide binding specific) member 8. The transcript has 13 exons. The record is from RefSeq and is a predicted model, not a curated record. Gene Ontology annotation, biological process: ceramide transport; intermembrane lipid transfer. Lineage: Eukaryota; Metazoa; Chordata; Actinopteri; Syngnathiformes; Syngnathidae. The coding region runs from base 121 to 1800 and encodes 559 amino acids. Gene Ontology annotation, cellular component: cytoplasm; cytosol; membrane. Gene Ontology annotation, molecular function: ceramide 1-phosphate binding; ceramide 1-phosphate transfer activity.
AUAUCCACGUACUGUACUCUAAAAAUCUCACUCUCGGCGCCCGAUGGAGUCGCUGCACUCAGCUGUUAGGCUAAUGUUAUCAUGAUAAACAAAGUAAUGAAUGGCAAAUGUAUUUAAACAAUGGAGGGGAUACUAUAUAAGUGGACCAAUUACAUCAGCGGGUGGCAACCUCGCUGGUUUGUGCUUGAUGGAGGAACUUUGUCUUACUAUGACUCUCAAGAAGAUGCUUGGAAAGGCUGCAAGGGGAGCCUCAAAAUAUCUGUUUGUGAAAUUCAAGUUCAUUCCUCUGACUCCAAACGGCUUGACCUCACCAUACCUGGAGAGCAGUACUUCUACCUAAGAGCCAUCAAUGCAGCAGAGAGGCAAAAAUGGCUGGUAGCUCUGGGAACAGCUAAAGCUUGCCUGACAGACAACAGAACAAAGAGAGAGAAGGAACUCCAAGAGAACACAGAAGCACUAAAGACAAAGAUGUCAGAACUCAGAUUGUACUGUGACCUUCUUCUGCAACAAGUCAACAAAAUAAAGGAGAGCAAUGAGCGUGGCGACACAGCAGAUACAUCAGACACAGGAGACCUGGUGAAGUCGACAUGCACCACUUUCCUCAAGACCCUGGAAGAGUGCAUGCAGAUUGCCAAUCGUACGUUCACAACAGAUAUGUCCAAACACAGUCCGCCGGCAUCCCCUCCAGUCGCCACCAUUAAACCCCAAAAGAUGAAACCGGUCAAUCAGUUAAACCAACGCCUUGGAGAUAAGUGGAGAGAUUUAUCUGAAACAGACACCCAAACAGACACCCGCAGCUUUGACUCUGGUGCAGAAGGACCAGACCAACCAGACAGACCAGUGAACCAUCCCUCCCCAUCAAUGUUUUUUCCAAACCUAACAAGCAUCACGCUGUACCACACAGACGUCCUCACAGCCAGUGGCUCCAUCCAGGAGGAGCAGGCUGCACCCCAGAGUACCUCGCAGGCUGAAAGCUGCGACUCAGCAACAGACCAUGGAGAUGGGGAACAAGAAGGAGAACAAAUGAUGCACAAAACAGACCAAAUUAUAGAGCAGAGCGUGGAGGAGGGGGACGCUGUGCUGCCUCAACAGGAAGCAGCUUCAGAUGGAGACAAGAGUGAGAUUUUGAAGGAUUCCACAGAGCCAGAAGACGAGGAGCCAGUGGAGACAUUUUUCAGCACAAUGAGUCACAGAUUUAGUGACUUAAAGCUGGAUGACGACAAUGGUAUCCCCACACAAGAGUUUUUGGAGUCAUGCUAUGCAAUAGUGCCUGUAUUAGACAAGCUGGGCCCCACGGUCUUUGCUCCGGUAAAAAUGGACUUUGUGGGAAACAUCAGAAAAAUUCAGCAGAAGCAGAUGUCGGACCCUGAGAGCUUCCCCACGCUGCAGGCCAUCGUGCUACAUGAAGUGCACACGGAGGUGGCUCAGGUUCGCAACUCAGCCACCGAGUCUCUGCUGUGGCUCAGACGUGGCCUUAAGUUCCUGAAGGAGUUCCUGUCGGACAUCAAUGCUGGACAGCAAGACAUCCACGGAGCCCUCAAUCAUGCCUAUGGCAAAACUCUUCGCCAGUACCACGGAUGGGUUGUUCGUGGUGUGUUUGCGUUGGCGCUGAGAGCCGCUCCGUCCUACCAGAGCUUCACCGCCGCUUUAGUGACGACAGCAGGAGAUGAGCUGAAGAGCGGCUUCACCAGCAACAUGCACAGAGACCUCAACAUCUACCUACCCGCCAUGGAGAGGCAGCUGGCCAUCCUGGAUGCCCUCUAUGAAGAAUACAACCUGGAGUCUGACGAGGUGGUAUGAACUUUUUACACAAUAUUUGCACUAGCGGAAGGAUGAAGGAAGACACUAAAGGGCGUUCAUAUGUCAGUGGAGCUUCAAAGAUGGAACAAGUGGUCUGCACUGAGGAGGAACAAUGAAGUGUAGCUCCCAGACUGACAUCUGACAGUAGAAAUUUUGGAGUGUCAUCUGCAGUUUCCCAUACAUUUUAUUUAUUUUGCUGGCUGCCACAAAUAGACCACAGGUGCUACGUUGUCACCCUCGCUCAUAAAGACGUUCUAACAUACCUGGUUUGCAACUUAAAUACUUACAGGGUAAUCAGACCCCUCUAGAUACUAGAUUCAUACAAGCGACAAAUCUAGUAAAGAGUGACAUGAAAGCAUGUAUCACUCUUCUCAGUGAGGUGCAGGGGGGUUUGUCUUGUUUGUUUAGCGACAGAAGAACAGGCUCAUUUGUGGUUCUAAAUAUAUUUGUUUUGCUUUUCUUGUUUUUUACUCACUUUUUGCAAAUGCAUCAUAGCCAGUUGUGCUAAUCUGACCAUUAUGUCAAUCCACCGUGCCACACAUAGAUUGCAGUCCUGUGGGAAACACUGUAUUUUAACGUACAGAAGAGCACUGCAAGCUAAGCAUGCGGCUUUGUCUGUUUGAUGCUUUCAUGAAGCAGAAUAUACUUGUAGAACAACAAGCACCAUUUUCAUGCCAGUGUGUCUAGCACAAAACCUUUUAUUCUUGCAACUAACCUGCUAAUCUUGCACUACAUAUUGUAUGUUUAGUGAUGAAAUAUACGUAGUCCUUAAACUUUAAAUAUCCACACUCAUUUUGUUCCUAUUGACAAAAAGAACAGCAGCUCUCUUGCGGUGAAAAAAUCCUAUUCAUACAUGUAUAUUCCCCAACUUUACACAAUUAUACAGUUGUCCCUCGCUACAUUGCAGUUUAAUCAUCGCGCCCUCGCCCUAUCUCGGUUUUCAAAAAUUAAUUAAUAAAUGAUUGCUAUUUCCUGGUGGAAUACGGCCUCUUAGUAGAAAGUAUUCAAGAUUCAAGAGUUUUAUUGUCAUGUGCAUGGUAAAACAGCAGUUAUUUAAGCAAAUUGUACAUAUUCUUGCCCUAAAUUUUGCAUUUUCAACCAUAAAAAUGGCUAAAUGAACGAAAAUACAAAUAUAAGGCAUUCAGAAGACGUAAUAUGUAGUGUAAUAUCUGUGACUUGGAAGUGACACCAGGUAGCUAGAGUUGACUGUGUUUAGCUGAGUGUUAGCAGUGUGGAGAGUGCGUGCGAUUGGUGUGAGUUGUGGCUGACAGCAGCUCCUGUGUGACUGUUCACUGCAUAUGUGUUCUUUGCUUUAUAAUAAAGCGACUGACAUGCAUCAUGUGCAUCAUGAGUCGCUCCUUGACCACAAACAGCGGCAGGCAGUACAGUAGUGUUCUACACUAGUCACUAGGUGUCAGUAAUGUUGUCUUGUUUAUGUCUAAGAUGUCUUAUUUUCUAUUAUUAUGUCUACUAUAUUGGAUGACACCAGUGUAAAAGUGACUGUCAAGUUCUUUUCAGCCUGCACUUGAAAAGGCUGAUAAGAUUGUAGAGGACACUUUAUCAACUCAACUUCACUAGAUUUUGCUUGAGUUUUAUUUCACACUUCAACCAUUUACAGGAGCUUGUCAGGUUAGGUUGAUAACCUUUGAAUCAAAGAGGAAUAGCAUCAAAUUCCUACUCAACUCAGUUGUAUCUCGGAGCAACAAUAGUUGUUACAUACCAGUGGUCGCUCCGGUCUUCUCUUGUUACAAUCAUUGAUGAAUACAAGUAGUCAUAUGAUGCUUAUAUUUAGCAAUAUAUUCUCAAAGAAGCCAAAUUCGACAGAACUGUGACUAUAGGGGUGUUAUUUCAUGUCUAGAGGGCUUUAAUGAUGCUAAAAAAAAACAUUUUGAAUGUCAUAAACAGGUUUUCUAUGCUCUGUGAAAAUAUUCAAUUUGUAAAUAACAAAUCCUAUUCAGCAGAAAUUCACUUAACACGGUCGGGUCCAGAACCAAUUAAAGGCGAUAAAACGAUGGAUUACUGUAUUAAGAAUAAUUACUUCUUUAAAAUAAACACACACACAUACAUACGUUUUUUAAUUACAUAUACGCUGUUCCAAACAUCAAUGUCAGUAGCAAUUUUGCUGCAUGCUUUGAAUGGGGAAAAAUGGUGCCAACUGGUGGACAAAUAUAAAAAUUGACAGCCAAGUAGUCCAACUUGAAAUCUGAACAUAAAGGAUUACAUUAGUUUGCGCUAAGAUAAAAAUGUGGGACCAAAAACGGCCUUUUCAGUAUACAUUUUUUGUCAUGAGGAACAAAUGUGUCGAUUUUGGUGUCCUGUUGCUGUUUAAGGCUAAUUGAAGGAACAUGGAUGCCUAUUGUAAAAUUGUUAAACAAUGCAUAUUCAGCAGCCAAAAUGGCUUGAAAAUCAACAGAAUGGCACACAAAGUCCCUUAAGGAUCUCUUAAAGUUGUGUGCAGUUGUAGAAUGACUUCAGCACUGCAACACUAAGACAAACUAUUCAUGUAGAAUGUGGUUAUCUUGACAACAGCCAUGUUUAUUUUGUGUCGUCUCAUUACUAUAUUCCUCUGCUUCAUGUUUUAACGACAGUACAACAGUAGUAUCAUGGUUGCCCAUGGAAACGGCCUGUAAUUAGACUAAAAUCUCCCAUCCAUGUGCGUUGUUAUCACUAUCAAACAGUACCGUAUUGACCCAAAUACGUGACGGCAUUUUUCCCAGAGUGUGGCGAUUUAUGCAUGCAAACAGUGAUUCGGAGAGACACAGCCGUGCCACAGAGACCCUCUGAAAAUGGAAUUAUAAUGCACAUUAUUUUAAGGUAAUAGUAAUCAUCCAUUCAGGGUUGUCUUAUAUCCGGUACUUUUUUAAGAGCCAGUCCAACAUGUUUUUUUUUUUUUUUUUACACCUACGUUUUUACAAGUCCAGUAAAGAGUGCAUACAGUAAAGUCUCGCACACGAAAGCGUAUAAUGUAAACAGAAUGUGCCGUUCUGUUGCAGAUUUGUACAAAUACUAAUUGUUUAAAUGUGCUAUUGUACUAUUUGCAUUAGAUUUUUUUCUAUAAAUGCCUAAAAUAUUUGUACUAAAUAAAUGUCAU